Penicillium cataractarum is the source of this 888-nucleotide messenger RNA. Its product is annotated as class I SAM-dependent methyltransferase. The record is from RefSeq and is a predicted model, not a curated record. Gene Ontology annotation, molecular function: methyltransferase activity. The transcript has 3 exons. NCBI's taxonomy places the organism in Eukaryota, Fungi, Ascomycota, Eurotiomycetes, Eurotiales, Aspergillaceae. The coding region runs from base 1 to 888 and encodes 295 amino acids.
AUGGCCGCAGUAGAAAACUCUACCUCCACCACACAGGAGGUGUUUGGGGGAACCGAAGGCCAGUACCUCCUGCCCCACCACGUCACCGAAAUCGACCGCCUGAGGAGACAACAUGAGUAUACCAAAGUCUGCUGCGACGGUAACUUGCUAGGAUUUUCCUUGCCAGAGUCUAGCAAGCCACUCGAAAUUCUCGACAGUGGCUGUGCAGAUGGGACUUGGCUGCUUGACCUGGCCCGCGAAUAUCCUCAAAAGCAGCUUUCCCUUCACGGCAUUGACAUUGGCUCCAACUUGUUCCUGGCAAACCCUCAUCUCGAUCUUCGCCAGCAUGACCUCCUUCAGUCGUUCCCCGAGAACUGGGGCUGGAAAGACCACUUCGAUGUCAUCCACCAACGUUUCUUGGUCUGGGGCCUGAAGGAAACGGAGUGGCCAAGGGUUCUGAGCAAUCUGCGGAGCGUAUUGAAACCCGGCGGUCGCAUCCAGUUUGUUGAGUGCAAAUGGAUCUUCCCAGAUCUGUGGGAAAGCCAUCCCGAGCAGCACAAACUGGCUUUGACCCAAAUCUGGUCCACUCAGAUGGCAGGAAUGGACAUCUAUAUCGGCGAAAAACUAGCGGACAUGCUGCAGGAGAAUGGGUUCGAAGAUAUAACCACUGUCCCAUAUCCUUUUGCUUAUGGAGCGAGUGCGAAACAUGAAAAGGACCGUGACUCCUCGGCUGAGCUGUGGGUGGAGAGCUUCCGGCAUCUGGCUGGUCGGAUAGGUGAGGAUGGCAUCCCUGGAGUUGCCAAGACACCCGAGGAAUAUCAUGCUUUCUUGGAUCGCCUAGUGGAGGAGAUUAAGGCGAUUGGUUAUGCCCCGGAAUUGAGGAUGAUCUCUGGUCGGAAGCCGCUGUGA